This is a messenger RNA of Oncorhynchus mykiss (rainbow trout), 4690 nucleotides long. The record is from RefSeq and is a predicted model, not a curated record. Lineage: Eukaryota; Metazoa; Chordata; Actinopteri; Salmoniformes; Salmonidae.
AGGCAAAUAUAUUGAUAAAAGUCACCUUGUCCUAGAGAGAUUUACACAGUUAUCAAAAUGUCACGCCAGAGUAAGCAUACUCAAAACACAGCCGUUAUUGUAAGUGUUUCUAAAAUCCCCUAUGAGAAAAUUGUAUGGUGGGAAAACGAUUGGAACCAUUUCCUUGUUUGACUCCUAGGUUUUAUGGGUAUUAUGACACAUACUGUGGUACUCUAUGGAAUGGCAUGGAUUUUAGUAAAGUAUCAUUUGUUUUGCUCUGAGACCAGGUUGCUCUGCAUCACAGGUGUUGGCUCCAGGUAUGACCCCUGCAGUUUUAACUAAAUGACUGCCCCAGAAUAAUGGGCCAGCUUUGUUAAAAUCGAAUGGUCAGUUGUGAGCUUAACAUUUCUGGUAGUGGAUUUUAGGGAGGAAUUUUGGUACGAUUUGAGAAUGUAAAGAUUUUUCUAACAAUUUUAGUAACACACUUGUCUAUACCAAAAAUGUAUAAAUGAAUAGCUCUAUAAAUGAGCUAAUAACUGUUUGAGUUUUUUUGCAUUGUGGAAAUCCCAGUUGGCACUCUGCUCAUAGCUUGUACAUGUAGAGACGGACCAAAAGCUGUCAAAACAAAUGAUCUUCCUGUACAAGGGUGUGAGGAUGAGAUAAUAUUCUCGGUUGAUAGGGAUCUCAACUGAUUUAUAUACAGUACAGUUAGCCCUUGUGUUAGAUACAACUACUUACAGUGUCUUUUAUUUUUUCAUAUUUGACAUGGUUUUGGAAACAUGAAUGGGCACGUGUCUUCUGAAAGCCAGAAACUUUUCUAAGCAGGGUUGAACUUUAUUGGCAUACAGGUCUAAUGGUCUAGAUCAACUAUUAAACUGUAUUGACAUAUAUUCAUCUUCCUAAUUAAACAGUAAUAUUUGUUUCUGAUAAUGUCAUAUUCCUAAGGUGUCAAACCAGCAGUGAUUCUACUUUUGUGCCAUGCCUGUGAUCAAUUUUAAGCUGGAUUUGUGAUCCCCUAUUCUUUUUAACCCUAGUCAAGCUGCAGACUAACUAGGAACGGGCUAUGACUUAGUAGACUAGUGGAUCCUGGCACACCAUUUGGGAACCACUGGGAGACUAGGUUUAACACGCAACACCAAUCCGAAAGUUGGUAGUGGGAUGGUCUGUUCUAAAAAUCCUGCUACAUUUUUGGAUUAAUCUUUUUGUUACGCAAUGUUUGUAAUGGAACAGUGGUGUCAAUUGUAUUCCGGGUUCUCAGAAAAAAUAAUGUUUUAUACUAGAUGAGCGGAACUAAAGAUGAAACGUUAGUUAGCCGGGAGCGAGUUUCAAUUUGGAAACUAGUAACCCACUAGCAGAAAGAGUCCUUUGUGAGACGGAGAUGUUGACGUCAAAUGAACGCUGUGAAGACAUAAAUUCGUAGUUUAGCUAGAACAACACAACAUAGAGAGGAUGAGCCCUAGUACCCUCCCCCUGUCUCCAAACUUGUAUAACUAAUUAGGGGUUUGCCUUUAAUAAGUUAAACUGAUAAAGCCUGUCCUCUUGUUUGCACAUGGUAGCCUUGUAUUCUCACAGUUGACUGUCCAGACAAAAGGGAUAUCUGAUACAUACUAUCAUACAAAUUACAAUAUGUUGGAGAUGCUUGAAUACAGCCAUUACCAGGUGAGUUUUACCAUUACCAACUGUUUUUGGGGGGGUUUGGUUUUCUAUCAGUAUGCAGUAUUGCUAUGAGUGUUAGUGUCACUUGUAUUAGUAUAAUGUCAUAUUUAUGUAUGUACUAUAUUUGUACAAACAUAAAUAAAUGCAUUGUAUUCAUGACAUUGUCCUCGGUGCACUGUAUAAUUCACUGUCAUUGAGUAGAAGAAAGAAAGGGGCGUAUAAUUAGAGGCUGUGAUUGAAAAGGUUUGGUUUAUUGUUCAUGAUUGUACAAUCCAUGUGUUGCUCUUCAGACAUGCAUUCAAGUCUGAAGAUCAAUCCACAGAAUCUCACAGAUCUUAAUUGUGAGACAUUUUACAAAGAGCAAAGCCACAUUUCACUGGAUAACUAUAUGUUUCCAUAGGAUGAGAUGGUCUAACCCCAGGAACCUCAUUACCGACACUGAACAAAACUAACUUUGGAAACAUUUUCCGCCGUCUUCAAACGUCUCUCAUUUCCCCCCACCAAGGUGCAGAGCCAUCUGGAGAACCCCACCAAGUAUCACAUCCAGCAGGCCCAAAGGCAGCAGGUGAGGCAGUACCUGUCCACCACCCUCGGGGGUAAGCCUGGCAGCCAGGCCAGCAGUCUGCAGUGCCACAGCCAACCCCCAGAGCACGGGAUGCCCCCCGGCCCAGGCAGCACUGCCCCCAACAGCCCCAUGGCCCUGCUGACCCUCACCUCAAACUGUGAGAAGGAGAUGGACGAUGUCAUCGAUGACAUUAUUAGCUUGGAAACCAGUUAUAAUGAUGAUAUUCUUGGCUUUAUGGACCCCGGACUCCAGAUUACAAAUACUCUCCCUGUAUCUGGUAACCUUCUGGACAUGUAUGGAAACCACGGACUUACCAGCAGUAACGCCUGCCCUGGUAGUUUAUCCAACAUAAAAAGGGAAUUCUCAGCUCCUGGCAUGAUGAACAUACUUGACAAGACUGCAUCCUGUGGCCAGUUUGACAACUACCAAAGGCCCGAGGGCUUUCCAGUUGCUGAGGUCCGAGCGAUGGCCAAGGAGAGACAAAAAAAGGACAACCACAACUUAAUUGAACGAAGGAGGAGGUUCAACAUCAACGAUCGAAUCAAAGAGCUUGGAACCUUGAUUCCUAAGUCAAAUGAUCCGGACAUGCGCUGGAAUAAGGGCACCAUUCUGAAGGCCUCGGUGGACUACAUCAGGAAGCUGCAGAGGGAGCAGCAGAGAGCCAAGGAGCUGGAGCUUAGACAGAGGAGGCUGGAGCAUGCCAACCGCCAUCUGAUGCUCCGCAUACAGGAGUUGGAGAUGCAGGCGCGGGCUCAUGGUCUUGCGGUUGUGCCGUCCCCUUCCCUCUGCUCCUCUGAGCUGAUGGCCCGAGCCAUCAAGCAGGAGCCCAUCCUAGGAGACUGUCCGUCAGACCUGUACCAGAAGUCGGGCCCCGACAUGUCCCCUACCACCACACUAGACCUCAACAACGGCACCAUCCACUUCAAUGACAGCCCUUUGGAUGCAGGGGAACCAGGGGCCUAUGGCUCCAACAAGGCCUCCACUAAACUGAAGGACAUAAUAGACAACACCCUGUCACCCAUAUCAUCCCUUCUGUCCUCCGUGUCUCCAGACGCCUCCAACAGCAGCAGCAGGCGUAGCAGCAGCUCAAGCAUGGAGGAGAAUAAUCCUGGUUGUUAGCACUGCCCACGAGCUCAAGUCACACUCACAUUUUAGCAUAUUGUUAUUACUGUGAUUGUUAUUACUAGGUUCUGCUAUUGAUCUAUUCCAUGAGACACUUCUGUGCUGGCAUCCUAAGAUGUCCUCCAGCUUUCCUUCCCUCGUCUACAGACAUUCUGUAUUUUGCUUUUGUUUGUUUUGCAAUAUCAUUGUGUCUCUGUCUGGAACCAAAUCGGACGGUUCAGAUUAGUCUACUCUGCUCCUUAGCUGGCUGCUGAGAUUUACUGUACAAUAAGAUGAACUUUUCAUGGGUGAAUUAUUUGAGAGAAAGUGCACAAUAACAUGACAAGAUUUGAUAUUUUUCUCAUGUCAUGACUAUUUGUCAAAUUAGUUUAAAACAUUUGUUUAUGACAGUAUAUGAUAUCAUACAGAAAUAUAUAUUUAGUUGAAUACUUUGUUCAUUAACUGAUAAUAACAUUGUACUAAGCAUUUAAGAUGAGCUAAUACCUCUUACCCUUAAAUUAAAUUCAGAAGCAAUGGUUUGAAAGCCACAAUUUUAUUUUUGCGAAUAAGAAACAACUUGCAGGAACAAUGAAUGCCCUUUUAAUGACUUUUUUCCCCUACAUGGUGAUAGCUAAAGUGAAGAUAUUUGUACAAAACGACACUGUAAAUAUAAACAUUUUGUGAUUUUUUUGGGAGUUUGUUUUUUUAUUGAGUAGGUCUUUAAUUAAGUAUUAAAUUAAGUGAAUCGAUUUUUAUUUUUAUUCCCCUGGCUAUUAACAUAUAAUUUACAUCUGUGCUCUUAUCCCAUACAAAGUUGUAAUGCACAUGAAGAUAAUAUUUUGAAGAGUUCAAACAGUUAUUUAGCUCAGAAGGAGCACCUGCCAGCAUUGUUCUUGUAUGUGAAGUACUGAAAUACUAUCCCUAAUAUUACUUUAUAAUUACUAAUAUUAUUUCCUUAAAUAACUUUCUAUAAGAUGGUUGACUGUAGGAGCUAGCCCAUUUAUAAAAUAAUGUAGUUGAUGUAACCAACACAUUCCCCUAUUUCAUGUCUUCUGAGCCACUUAUCUGACCUAACCUGAAUAUGAAUGUUAUUAUUUAUUGUGUUGUGCCACUCAGUCCUCGACUUGCGCUAAUCAUGUGGUUGCUGGACCCGUGUACGAGGGUCAGAGGUAUGAAGUGAUUUUUUUGUACUGUCUAUCAUUGUGUUAUCUUCGGUGGCAGGUAAGCUGAAAACAUUAUACAAUUUAGUAUCAGUGGAGCUCUGGAACAAGUGCCUUUCAUUUCAGAAAAGUUAGGGGGAGUUAAAAAAUGCAUUUAAUGAGCCUCAAUAUACAUAUUUUGUGCAAUAUUAAAGCGCAUUGUGCUUUAAAAAUGUGUUUGUAAUGAUGU